Molecule: messenger RNA, 2001 nt
Organism: Marmota flaviventris (yellow-bellied marmot)
Lineage: Eukaryota; Metazoa; Chordata; Mammalia; Rodentia; Sciuridae
Source: RefSeq, a predicted model, not a curated record
AUGAUCGCCUGGCCGUCGGACCGUCAACGGCUGAACUGGCAGCCCUCAAUGACUUGGAGCGUUGAGCCCAGAACACACAGUGCCCCCAACGUGACGUCCUCCAGCGGCCUCGUGCCUUCCCCCAUUGCCGUAAAGCGCCUCUGGCCGCACGUGCUGCUAUCGCGUGGGGGCGUGGCUUGCCUUUGCGCCUGCGCCUGUCUAAAGUGCAUCCGGGCGUCAGGCGCGCAGAACCCCUGUCGUGUUCCUGUCGGGGUGGGCGCGCGUGCCUUCGCCUCGGGAAAUAGUGGACCGAGUGUGCCUGUGUCUUUGUCCCCGUGGAAGAGGUGGAGGCGGCUUCGCUCCGCCCUCCCCGCUGUGCUGCGGCCACAUUCAGGGCUCCACGUGCAACCCAGGGAGGCGACGGCCCAGCUUCUGCAUCUGUGCAGAGGAAACGUUGCCUGCUUUGUCCUUGCUGCUCAUAGCGUGCACCAUCACCAGCGUACUGGCACACUGUGUGCGGGCUGUCUGCGACCCUAUGCCACCAUGGUGACGGCUACAUGGCGCGGGCCAACGCAACCUGAAAUCCCCCAGCUACCAGCUUUGGCCAGGAGGCUGUCGGUGCAAAAUUCCUCAACCGCGCAGGUUGAAUUGACCAAAGUAACGGUUAUGGAGAAGCCUAGUCCCCUGCUGGUUGGGCGGGAGUUAGUGAGACAGUAUUACACACUGCAAGCCCCAGACAUGCUACCUAGAUUUUAUGGAAAGAGCUCUUCCUAUGUGCAUGGGGGAUUGGAUUCAAAUGGAAAGCCAGCAGAUGCACUCUAUGGACAGAAAGAAAUUUACAGGAAAGUGAUGUCACAAAACUACACCAACUGCCACACUAAGAUUUGCCAUGUUGAUGCUCAUGCUACUCUAAAUGAUGGUGUGGUGAUCCAGGUGAUGGGACUCUUAUCAAACAACAACCAGGCUUUGCGGAGAUUCAUGCAAACAUUUGUCCUUGCCCCGGAGGGCUCUGUUGCAAAUAAAUUCUGUGUUCAUAAUGAUAUCUUCAGAUACCAAGAUGAGGUCUUUGGUGGCUUUGUCACUGAGCCUCAGGAGUCUGAGGAAGAAGUAGAGGAGCCUGAAGAAAGACAGCAGACACCUGAGGUGGUACCUGAUGAUUCUGGAACUUUCUAUGAUCAGGCUGUCAGCAGUGACUUGGAAAAACAUUCAGAGGAGCCUGUUGCUGAACCAGAGCCUGAUCCUGAACCAGAACCAGAGCCAGAACCCGUAUCUGAAAUCCAAGAGGAAAAAAUCUGGGCUCCUGAGGAUGCUCAGAAGAGUUCUUGUCCAGCACCUCCAGAUAUAGCUCAGACAGUACAGGGAGACUUGAGGACAUUUUCUUGGGCAUCUGUGACCAGUAAGAACCUUCCCCCCAGUGGAGCUGUUCCUGUUACUGGAAUACCACCUCCUGUUGUUAAAGUACCAGCUUCACAGCCCCGGGCCGAGUCUAAGCCUGAAUCUCAGAUUCCACCACAGAGGCCUCAAUGAGUCCGAGAGCAACGAAUAAACAUUCCUCCUCAGAGGGGACCCAGACCAAUCCGUGAGGCUGGUGAGCAAAGUGAUAUUGAGCCCCGAAGAAUUGUGAGACAUCCUGAUAGUCACCAAGUCUUCAUUGGCAACCUGCCUCAUGAAGUGGACAAAUCAGAACUUAAAGAUUUCUUUCAAAACUAUGGGAACGUGGUGGAGCUGCACAUAAACAGUGGUGGAAAAUUACCCAAUUUUGGUUUUGUUGUAUUUGAUGAUUCUGAGCCUGUUCAGAAGGUCCUUAGCAACAGGUCAGUCGUGUUCAGAGGUGAAGAACUGAAUGUGGAAGACAAGAAGACUGGAGCUGCUUGGGAGGGACCUGGAGGCCCUGGAGGUGGCCUGGGCUGUGGAAUGAGAGGCCCUCCCCAUGGAGGCAGGGCGCAGAAACCAGGGUCUGGAAUGGGAAGGGGGAUUGCUCCACGCAGUGAAUUGCUCUUCACUGAUCUUCAUGAACCAUAA